AACGUGUCAGUCACAGAAAUCUCGUCUUCUCCGAAAACGUCCUGCGCGUAACAAACUCUUAUAUAACAACACCCUUCUUUUUCUCUUUUCAGUUUACGUUUACGUUUACGCAUUCACUCGCUUAUAUCGUCUUCCUCCGUUUUUUUCUUUCUCGUGAAACGCUUCUUCCAACUAUGCCUGCCCCAUUGAUUCUGGUUACUGGCGGAGCCGGUUACAUCGGUAGCCACACCAUCCUUCAGCUUCUCUUCGGCGGUUACCAUGUCUUCGCCGUCGACAACUUCGACAAUUCUUCCGAAACCGCCAUCAACAGAGUCAAGGAACUCGCCGGAGAAUUAGCAAAUAACCUUUCCUUUUGCAAGCUUGACUUGCGGGACAGAGCUGCCCUCGAGAAAAUAUUUUCAACCGUAAAGUUUGAUGCCGUCAUACAUUUUGCUGGGCUUAAAGCAGUGGGUGAAAGCGUGAAGAAACCACUGCUCUACUUUGACAACAAUUUGAUAGGGACAAUCGUUCUAUUUGAAGUCAUGGCUGCCCACGGAUGCAAGAAGCUUGUGUUCUCAUCUUCAGCAACUGUAUAUGGGUGGCCAAAGGAGGUCCCAUGUACCGAAGAGUUCCCUUUGUCAGCAACAAACCCAUAUGGACGAACCAAGCUUUUCAUCGAAGAAAUUUGUCGCGAUAUCCACCGUGCAGAUUCAGAUUGGACAGUUAUACUAUUGAGAUACUUCAACCCAGUUGGUGCACAUCCCAGUGGUUAUAUUGGUGAGGAUCCUCUUGGAAUUCCAAACAAUCUCAUGCCCUUUGUUCAACAAGUGGCAGUUGGCAGACGCCCUGCAUUGACAGUUUUUGGAAGCGAUUAUAAAACAACUGACGGCACUGGAGUUCGUGAUUACAUUCAUGUUCUUGAUUUAGCAGAUGGGCAUAUUGCUGCGUUGCGUAAACUGGAUGAUCCUAAAAUAGGUUGUGAGGUUUAUAACUUGGGAACAGGAAAGGGAACAUCAGUUUUGGAGAUGGUAAACGCUUUUGAACAGGCCUCUGGAAAGAAAAUUCCACUUGCAAUGGCGGGUCGGAGACCUGGUGAUGCUGAAAUUGUUUAUGCAUCAACAGAAAAAGCGGAAAGAGAACUUAAAUGGAAGACUAAAUAUUGCAUCGAUGAUAUGUGCCGAGAUCAAUGGAAUUGGGCAAGGAAAAACCCUUAUGGCUAUGGUGGAUCUGAAGAUUCCUCCAAUUGAUGUCGAUUAUUGUUGGAUAAUAUAGCCAUACAUGUUCUCUUUUGGGGUCUUUUUAACCCUGUCAACCAAUAGGUCCCUAAAGUUUUUGUUUAGCUAUUCUAAGGUGGAAAAUCGUUUCCUAAUUUAUUAUGAAUUCUAAUAAUGUGGUAAACAAGUAGUGGUUUAGUUUACUUUUACGAUUAUUUAGGUUCCACCUCACAUGAUAUUGAAUGGGGGUAUUCUCUCAUGUUCUUCAAUUUAAACUACACAUCAUAGAGUUUGACUAACCGGUAUAAUCUUACCUUACCGCAUUAUCCACAAUAAUAAAGUUUUAAAUAGCAUUAUAUA
Messenger RNA from Glycine soja, 1553 nucleotides. Its product is annotated as UDP-glucose 4-epimerase GEPI48-like. Gene Ontology annotation, cellular component: cytosol. Gene Ontology annotation, molecular function: RNA binding; UDP-glucose 4-epimerase activity. NCBI's taxonomy places the organism in Eukaryota, Viridiplantae, Streptophyta, Magnoliopsida, Fabales, Fabaceae. Gene Ontology annotation, biological process: galactose metabolic process; rRNA processing. Bases 174 to 1226 code for a protein of 350 amino acids. The transcript has 9 exons. The record is from RefSeq and is a predicted model, not a curated record.